Argentina anserina (silverweed cinquefoil) is the source of this 840-nucleotide messenger RNA. RefSeq names its product triosephosphate isomerase, cytosolic-like. Lineage: Eukaryota; Viridiplantae; Streptophyta; Magnoliopsida; Rosales; Rosaceae. The record is from RefSeq and is a predicted model, not a curated record. Gene Ontology annotation, biological process: gluconeogenesis; glycolytic process; glycerol catabolic process. Gene Ontology annotation, cellular component: cytosol. The annotation marks the transcript as partial. Gene Ontology annotation, molecular function: triose-phosphate isomerase activity. The transcript has 9 exons.
AACACACAAAAAAAGGGGAGGAAAUUCAUCGUCGGUGGCAACUGGAAAUGCAAUGGGACAACUUCAGAUGUGAAGAAGAUUGUCACCAUAUUGAAUGAAGCUGAAGUCCCUUCAGAAGAUGUUGUGGAACUGUUGGGUUCGGAACGGUGGUGCUUUACUGGGGAAAUUAGUGCUGAGAUGCUGGUCAAUUUGGGGAAUCCCUGGGUCAUUAUUGGGCAUUCUGAGAGAAGCCAACUUCUAAAUGAAUCCAAUGAGUUUGUAGGGGACAAAGUCGCAUGUGCACUUUCUCAAGGCUUGAAACUUAUUGCUUGUGUUGGAGAGACUCUUGAGCAGCGAGAAUCGGGAUCCACAGUAGCUGUGGUUGCCGCACGAACGAAAGCAAUAGUAGAUAAAGUAUCAAAUUGUGAGAACAUUGUUUUGGCAUAUGAACCAGUCUGGGCCAUCGGAACUGGGAAGGUUGCAACCUCUGAGCAGGCGCAAAAAGUCCAUUUUGAAUUGAGAAAAUGGCUCAAAGAUAAUGUCAGUGCUGAAGUUGCUGCAUCAGCCAGAGUUAUUUAUGGAGGUUAUGUAUUGGAGCAAAUUGCAAAGAAUUGGCAACACAACCAGACGUGGAUGGGUUUUUGGUUGGCGGAGCUUCCCUUAAGCCGGAGUUCAUUGACAUUAUCAAGUCCGCCACAGUAAAGAAGGAUGACUGGGGCUCAGUAGUGUUUGUCUAGCUUCAAGAAAGUUGUGAUUUAUCGAGUUGUUAACUAAAUUACUUGGGCAAGAAGGAAGGGAACUUUUCCAGCACAUUCAAUGUAAGAACUAAUAAGUAAAUAAAUAAAUAUAUAUAUAUAUAUA